CAUCAGACUUGCGACAGGAGAAAUAUCAUUAUAUACGAAUAUGCCACACUUUUAAAAUUUAAGAGGUGCGCAACAUCGUAACCCCCUUAGGUCACAGAGCAUAUGUAUGUUUCAGCGACUAGCUUAAUACAUGAUAUAAAACUCUUCGUCUCUAGAAAGAAAGGAUAAAAACUACUGGAUCGGUACCUACCGAGUACCUACCGAGUACCUAGGUAGUCAAUUAGUAGUAGCCUUGCCUUGAUUGAAAGCUAGCUUACAUCAACUUCCGCGCCCCAUCGCGGUGGCAUCCAAUCAACAUCAACAACCUCAUGGGAAAGAAAUUAAUAUAUUACCCUUUCUCAUGGGCACAUGACGAACGAGGCUUGCUGUCACAGCUUACACCUGAUACCCCUCGUUUCUAUUCGCAGGCUUUUCUUUUUCCACCAAGAGCAACGGCCCCCCACCCCCCCUCGAAUACGUAUCGCACAUGUGAGCCUGAGGUUCAUUUCACAGCAACGUGUAAGUGUUAUAAGCGACAAGGAUUGUACCUAUAUCUAUGGUACUCCUAUAGUCACAAGUCCACUCGUCUGAACUUCUACUAAUUCGAGAGAAAGCCCGGAGAGCUUGCAAUGACGAAAUCAGUCAUAGUGGUUGGCGGGUCCAUCGCUGGUUUGAUGCACGGCUUACAGCAUAAGCGGAAAGGCAACGAUGUCACCAUCAUUGAGCAAGAGCCAGGCCAGAGGGCAAGCCAGGAUGCAGGUAUAGGGUUUGGGGCCGAAGUGAAUGAGUUUCUCAAGAAGUACGACUUGACGGGCUCUCAAAUAGCUAUACGGUCACACUCCCAGCGGGUAGCAUACUACAAGCGACCCCAAGUCCACACAACGCAGACGUCCUUGAAACUUACGAGCUGGGGGUUGCUGUAUCGGCUACUACGGGUCAAUUUCGACGGUUUGGCCUCUGCGGCUUUCCCGGUUCCCCCGAAGGAGCACGAAAGCAACGGAAGAGCAACUUACCUCACGGGUAAGAAAGUUGUGAGCUUGUACUACAGCUCAGGGGUAGUCACUGUCCGCUUUAUCGACGUAGAGACAGGCAAGGAGGAACAACUGUCAGGAGAUCUACUCAUUGGCGCAGACGGCAUUCAUUCUACCAUCCGUCGAUUAGUCGGGACACCCAGCGUGGAACAAUACGUCGGAUACGUUUCAUGGAGAGGGACGGUUGAGGAAGCGCUCGUGUCUAAAGAGACGGUCCGGUAUUUUACGGAUUGGCUAUGCAUGAACAUCACGAAAAACGGCUAUCUGGUAGGAUACAUCGUACCAACCGACGACGGCAAUUUCACCCCCGGCCAGCGCCUCAUCAACCUCGUCUGGUACUGCAACAUGCGCGACCGCUCCCCCGAGCUUGAUGAGACAUUCACCGACAUCAACGAAAAAAAGCACCAGAAAACCGUGCCACGCGGGCUCGUCCGCGCCGAAGUCUGGGAUCGGGCCCGGCGGCGGGCAAGGGGCAAAGUGGCCGAGCCGUUCGCGGAAGUGCUCGAGAAGGUGCAGCGGCCGUUCGUGACCAGGAUCCACGAUGCGUUUAGCAGCGCGUCGAGCUUCCACGACGGACACGUCGUGCUGGUCGGCGACGCAUUCUCGUCGUUUCGUCCCCACGCGGCCACUGCUACCGAACAAGCCGCCUUUCACAGCAAUACUCUCGAGAAGGUAUACACAGGAGAGAUGACACAGGAAGCCUGGGAUCGCGAGGUGCUUGUGUACGCGAGGCGCAUGAUUCUGCUGAACCGAUUGAUCGGCAACUUUGGGCGUGGGGCCUUGACCCCCUUUCUUCAAGCGGUGUUCCUAUAUUUUAUAUUUGUCCUACAACAAAAGUUGCGCCGUGCAUGAACAUUCCCGACAACACAACUGAAGAUGUAAUUACGAUGUGGUAGCCAGGUAGGUAGUCAUAAGAACCACAAUCACAGCCAAACAUCACAUCAAAUUGCAACUCAAGCCACCCACGAUGCUA
This is a messenger RNA of Hypoxylon fragiforme, 1983 nucleotides long. Its product is annotated as FAD binding domain protein. The record is from RefSeq and is a predicted model, not a curated record. The coding region runs from base 609 to 1862 and encodes 417 amino acids. Gene Ontology annotation, molecular function: FAD binding. NCBI's taxonomy places the organism in Eukaryota, Fungi, Ascomycota, Sordariomycetes, Xylariales, Hypoxylaceae. The transcript is spliced from 4 exons.